AGCUCCAGCUGACCUUGUCUUAGAUACUCUAGGCUGUGAGGUUCGCUGCGUUUUUUUGGGAACCAUGGCCAACUGCGGCUCGCUGCUCUUGGCCUGCUGCCUGGGGAUGGCAUCCAUGCACCUGGUCUUUGUCGCCCAGGGCUCGAUGGGAUCUGCUGCCCCGCAGACCCCCAACCAGGCCACAGGCACUCAACUGCCAGGAGCACCGGGCCUGGAGGAGAAUGGCGUGGCCCAGACCGCCCUGCGCUUCGGCGGCGGCCUGGUGCUUGGCUUGGUGCUGUUGGCUUGCGGAAAGCCAAGCUUUGCUGAUGUGGAGGAUGUGGUGAUCCCAGUCGACGACAAGGGCAAGACCACCACCUUGACCAAGGAGCAGGUCGUUCGAGGCAAGCGAUUGUUCAUCGCCUCCUGCGCCUCCUGCCACGUCGGCGGCGGCACCCGCACCAACCAGAACGUUGGCCUUGCCAUCGAGGAGCUGAGCGGUGCCACCCCAAACCGCGCCACUAUCGAGGGCCUGGUCGACUACCUGAACAACCCCACCACCUACGAUGGACUUAAGGACAUCUCAGAGGUUCACCCAUCCAUCAAGGGUGGUGACAUUUGGCCCAAGAUGCGCACCAUGAAGCAGCAGGACCUUUACGACAUGUCUGCCUACAUCCUGUACCAGAAUCAGACCAUCCCAGAGAAGUGGGGUGGAGGAAAGGUCUACUAUUAAGAUCAAUCCUAGCUGGGCUCAAGGGCCCCCCGGCUCAUUGGCCGUGGUUUUUCCCCACUCGCGUGGCAAAGCUGCCCUUGCACUGAGCGAGUGCCAGGCCCCCGCGCCGAGGAGACCAGCUGCGUUGAAGCUGCUUCGACGCACAUGGCAAAA
Durusdinium trenchii is the source of this 865-nucleotide messenger RNA. The record is from the annotation of a GenBank genome assembly. NCBI's taxonomy places the organism in Eukaryota, Dinophyceae, Suessiales, Symbiodiniaceae.